UGUUGGCAACCAUGAGUUUGUUUACAUCACAGUAUAAGGAAUAUUGUGAUAAAUAUAAAAUAAAAUAAAUUUCCCGCUUAGAAAUUGCUAAUGAGUUAAUAUUAAUCUAUACACUAGUAAAAAUAGACACAAAUUGUUAAGUUAUGAAUACGACUUCAGAAAGUGUAAAGAAUUUAUUAUUUCUAACAAAAAAUCAGAAAUAUGAUGACGAACUUUACGGUUGCUUAUUAAAAUUGAUUCCAUUGGGUAAAACAGUGCUAGUCAUCACACGUUCAUCAGCAUCACCUGAACUCUUACCAUUAAUGGAAAAGGCAGGAAUGAAAGUGCACAAAAAUAAACAAAGUUUGCAGCGUUUGUUUUUCAUAUGUUGUGAUAAUAUUGAAGGUGUAAUUAAAAUAUUGUUUGAUUUACACAAGUGGGCCAACAAACCUCAUAUAAUUGUAUUGGAUCUACAUGCAUUUGGUUGUUGGGAAAAUGAACAAAAUAAAUAUUUUGCACAUGAAGGGUACAAAGCAUUUUCAAGAGGAUCUCUAUUGAAACGUUUUAUGCUAUGCUUUGCUGUAUUGUUUAAUAAUAUGAAUAUAUUAAACAAAGUGCUCGCAGACACUGUAGUAGACGGUGACAAAAAGUCGUUAAAUAUAUUUAGCAUUGUGGUAUUACCGAAGUCUAGUACACUAUUAACAGCAUCGGAUGUAGACCUUAUCAUCGACAUGUAUUAUUGUAACAAUACAUACGAAGAAUUUGCAGACAUUUUCCAAUUGAUAAACUCAACAGCUACUUCCGAUCAAGCGCCAGAUUAGUUUUAGUUUAUGCAUAAAAGUGAUAACUAAUAUAGAAUUUUAAUGUAAGUUUACUAAUGAAAAGUGUACGUGUACUUAAACCAUAAUUAAAGUAAAGUUUCCUAUAAUCCAUGUUGCUUAGCGAAAAUAAUGUAUUCAGUGGACAAAGUGAUUUUUACAUUCAUAUUUAUUUGCCAUAAUAUAUUUAUGUACACAGUUUUUGUAAUUAUCAUUUCAUAGCAUAUUAUCGGCAACUAAAAUCCAAACCGUUCUAAAAAUUAUAAGUUUUAAACUCACUUGUAUCUUUGCUUAGAGAAAGAACUAGAUCAGCCGCAUAACUAAAUUGACGCUUUAUUAAGCAGCAUUUUUAAUUAAGCCACUAGUAAUUGGGUUGGGUCCACCAGAAGAGCUGAUAUUUUGUAUGAUCGUUGCUUGGAGAAAAUACAUUUGCUCAAUUAUGAAUAUGUGCUUAUGGGUCAUAUACGAUAUACAUAUUUCAAUACAGUUAACACAACCCGCUCUUAAUUUCUUUAUUUUUUGUUAAUUUUGUAUAGCUUUUCGUUUCAAAAUAAAAGCGUGCACUAUAAAAACUGCGUUUUGCUUAAAAUCUUGUCUUGCUUUGCAAGCGCUCACCGAAGACUGCACAUACAGCACUAAUUUUUAAUAAAUUAUGUGUUAACUUAAUGCUAUGCCAUAGGAUAUAUGUAUCUAUAUAUGUGAAUUAAAUCGAGUUUGCAGCAAUGCGAAUUCACUUGAAUAAAUGUAGUGUUUAUACACAACUAACUAAAGUUAAAUAUUAUAAUGCAAAUCAGUACGCGCCAUGUCACUUUACGUUGUGCAAAAGAAAUUAGAACAAAAAAUUUACGCUGUAACAAGAACAGAAGAAACUAAAAUGUCAAAUUGUUUCUUUGAUCCUGUUGUUUUCGAAGUUGCCGGUUUUUUAAUGUGUACACCAACCACACUUGCCAUGUUGAAAGUUUUGCAUUUUAUUAUAUUUUUUUAUAUUGCAUACUAUUUAAAUAUGAAUGCUUUAGUAAUAGUAAUAAUAACUACAUUUAAUUUUUUGUUUUAUUUUAUGAUUUCUGUUUAACAUUAGAUUAUCAUUGUGGAGUUAACUCGCCACAAUGAUGUUUUCUUACUAUUCAAUAUUUCAAAGCAGCAGCAACAAAUUUCUGUUUGAUGAUGUUUCUUUUUUCUUUAGAUUUAUGUUUAAAUUUAUGAUUUAUUAUAUAGCAUGAUGUGUCGUGAUUAUUUAAUAUUUUCUGUAUACUUUGUAUUUGCAUUUAACUAUGUAUGUAUGUUUGUAUAUAUAUUAUAUAUAUAUAGUAUAAAUUAAAAAUUUUGAUAUUUCAUCCUUGCAUUAGCAAUUCAUUAAAAAGUUCCUUUAUUUUUUUUCCCCGGUGUGUGAGUGUGUUUUUUUUGUGGGUUUUAUGUGAGUGAUAUAGAUUUUUAAAAUAAAAAUAUCCAAUUUUUGUUCAAUGAAUGUUUCAUUUUUUUGUAGUUUUUGUUGUUGUUUGGAACAAAAGAAAACUUAACUAUUAGUUACAAGCGAAAUUAUCAACAUUAUUUUAGGCAUCUACUACAUACAUCUGUAAGUAUAUCGCAUACAUAAUAUUAUUCAACGAAAAGCCAAAAGAUGAACGCAAACCAAUCGAAUAAUUCUAUUUCAAUUAUUUGUAUAUAUUUUUUUUUAAUUCACUUCGGUAAACGUGUUACAUUUUAACCUAGGUUUUUUUUUGUAUCUAUUACUAGUUUUGAUUGACAAAACCGUGUAAUGUUUAUGUUAAGAUAAAAACUAUUUUUUGUUUAGCACUAAAUCUAGUGGUGAAAGAACUUAUUGAUAAUUUUGUCACGACUCCAAAAUAUUUUGACUUUGACUCUGUUUCGUACGUUACUCGUCCGAAAAGUGCAUCCAUCUACUAUGUAUAAUUUUAAUUUUAUUCAAUAUUGUUUUGCUACUAUUCAAUUAUCAAAAAUACAAUUCAUUUUUCAAAUCCAUUUUCUUCUAUUAUGCAAAAGGAUAAUCCAUUUGAUUUUUCUUUUCUUUUUUUUUUUGUUAAGGAUAUAUUCAACAUCAGUGAAUUAAACUUUAUUUCGUUUUUAUGGUCAAACCCGUGGACAAUCACUUGGCAUUCGUGAAUACUAUUAUACGCCCUUAAUUCAUUCUACGUCCCCCAUUUAUUUCUUUGUUUUGUUUUUUUUUUUUUAUUUUUUGUGUGUAUUUCUAAAACUUUUCCCUUAAAGGAGUGUGAACGUGGGAGCGUACACUCCUUCUGUUUUCUGUUUAGUUAUAGGAAAGUAUUUGUUAUGUUGAACGCUGCUUUCACUAUUAGUUACUAAUUCAAAUCAUUUAUCAUUAUUAUGUAUGUAUAUGUAUCAUUCAUCAUACUCCAAAAAGCCCCAUAGAUUUUCGUCAUAUAUAAUUUUUUUAUAAUUCGGUUUAACGGUUUUUAAUUCCAUCAUUUCAACGAAGUAUUUGUCAAAAACAAAUUCAAUGCUUAAAUGCCCGCAAAUAAUUUUAAUUGAAAUUUUGGACGUUCUA
Messenger RNA from Zeugodacus cucurbitae (melon fly), 3321 nucleotides. RefSeq lists its product as uncharacterized. Bases 144 to 800 code for a protein of 218 amino acids. The record is from RefSeq and is a predicted model, not a curated record. The transcript has 3 exons. Lineage: Eukaryota; Metazoa; Arthropoda; Insecta; Diptera; Tephritidae.